Molecule: messenger RNA, 3700 nt
Organism: Mercenaria mercenaria
Lineage: Eukaryota; Metazoa; Mollusca; Bivalvia; Venerida; Veneridae
Exons: 7
Coding region: 226-636 (136 amino acids)
Source: RefSeq, a predicted model, not a curated record
UACUAGUAGUUUCUUUUUGAGAUUUGUAGAAACCUUUAGUCUCUUCGGUUUGAUCAAAUGAAUAUUGAUUCAUAGAAACUUUCAAUGAAUUUAGGUUUCUUCGUAACAUUCAAUUAGGUCUUCGGCAGAUUGAAACUGAUCUACUGACGAAAAGAAACAGAAGAAGAAGAUGCAGAAGAAUGUCUCGGAGCUGUUGGUGGACAAGGUUUACCGCUACCACCACCGAUGAAUUUUGAUUUAAGACGUAAACAACAAACAAUGUCUGCAAGAUCCCCAGUUGAUUCAACUGGACAGCCUUCAGGACGCCUUAUGCCGCCUCUGAGAAAUGGCCAAAUAGGAAUGAAUGAAUUAUAUCAUCUCAACCUGCCGGAGCCAGCUGGUAUGAACAGACAAUUCCUAGAAGCUUUGCAACAAAUUCCAGAACAUCUUCGGUGCCAGGUGAUUCUUAAUCAUUGGCCUUAUCAACGAACAGGUGUGACAGAUGGAGCUGCUUCCGAAGAACGACAAUAUCAGACAGAGCAAAAGAAACAUAUGGCAAGAUUGAUCCUAAGUAACAAAUCGGACGAACUUCGAUUACAGAUGGAUGAAAAAGUAAUCGACAGUAUUCUUGAAAGUCUAGAACCGUUGUUACAUUAAAAGAAGAAUUUAAAGAAACGCAAUGGCUAAAUUUGCAGCAAAGAGAAGCCAAAGUUGAUCAAUGGAUUUUACGAAACUUAUUAUUAUUGCAUAAUGAUCAAAAAGGAAUAAAUAUACAUGUAUUUUUAGAAAUCCUUCACAAGAUACAGUAACAUCAAUGCUUUCUCGUUGAAACAUGAGGUUUGUGUAAUUAGUUUGAUUAACACCCCUCAAGUAAAUUUUCGUUUUGGAAUCUAAUAUUUCUUUCGUAAGUACGUUGGUGAAUGUCGUAUCAAGCAUAUAAAUUCAAAUAAUUGCAAUAUUGUCAGAUUUUAAAAGAAGCUAAAACUGUCAAAACUAUAAAAUGCUGCUAUAUUUCAAAUAUGACACAAGUAAGCCUUUAAUGUUACCUGGAGUACCAAACUAAGCAUGCCAGGCACACAAUGUUCAUAAACAUUGUGGAGAUAUGUUUUUGAAAGAUAAGUUAUGUGUACUUUAUGAAACAGGCCUUGUGAAGUCAGAAGUAUGUUUCACUUUUAUAAAAGCCAAAAAAAUAUUUUCAAAUACACAUGUUCUUAACGGGAUACAUAUUCUAUAGAGCAAAAUAGUCUACGAGGUAUACAUUUCCAAAAUGUAAUUUACGUGAAUGGAGAUAAGCAAACAUAUUACAUGGAUCUAAAAUAAAAGUUAAUAUUAACUUAGCUGUUCAUUGCUUGUAUUUAGAUUUUAAGAAUAUUUAAUCUUAAACGACUCUGAUUCCGAUAAAACAAUCGACCAGUGUUCUCAAUUGUUUGAUGAACACAGUAUCAAGUAGCUUUAGACCAAGUGCUUUGUAAUACGCACUUCUGUUUGAUUGUAUUCAAUGUCUUAACUCUUACUCAGUUUGAGAAUUCGUGUCUGUAAUUUUUCGUUUGUCAUAUUCUAACACACGAGUAUUAUUACUCAAUUUGUUAUUUACCUUUUUGAAAACUAUAUUGGGAGACUUUUCAUAUCCAUGAUAAGACCUUGAUCUCACCUGGGAAAUACUGGUACGUAUAUCCAAAAUCUCAUUAGUAUAGAAAUAUAUAUUUAUAUAUAAUUAUGUUUUAAAGGGACUGGCAUCCAGAUCGUUCGAAAAAAAAACGGAUUUUUUCAGAUAUUUUGAAAUUAAGUAGUUCUGCACGUUUGGAUCGAAAUUAUUUCUACAAUGUAGAAUUUGAUUAAACUCUGAUUUUUCAAAACUUCAGAAUAUACCUAGAAAAUUCAGCAAAUAAAAAAGAUAGGGUCGUGUGCUUGAUUUUUUGCUAGACUGAUUUGAAAAAUAGGGACCUUACGCAAUAUUUCAUAAUGGGAGUCUAUGGGAAAAUCAUAACUUUCAUAACAUUUUUGAGAAUAGAAUUUUUUCUACAAUGUAGAUUUUGAUGAAACUUCUCACAGCUGUAAAUAAAAAAACAAGGCCUAUAAUAUGAGGAAAUAAAAUAUAUAGGUACGUGUGCUUAUUUUUGAGAUAUUUGGCCAUGAUUAAAGUAAACCGGAUAUUUCACGCUAAUUUUAAGACAUUAUUUUGAACUAUUUAACGUGUGAUAUGUUUUAAUAUCAUGUUUUGACAUUAGAAAUGCAGCAACAGUGUCAUUAUAAUAAAUUUACUCACAGGUUGCGAUUAAUUCAUAAAAUGAUUUUCAUUUCCGUACGUCGAAUCCAGUCUUUAUUCUACGUUUUCCGGAAAAAUGACAAUACGCCAUCGCGUCCGGUUUAUCAAACGUGCAGAAGUACCUUAAUGCUGUAUAUCUUUAGAAUGCUUUGAAACUUAAUUACUGACAGACUAUAUGUUACGGAAACACAUGAGAAAAAGUUGUUUUUACUACUUUUUGUGACCAAAAUCGAAAAGCGUGUUUAACGCUUUACUCAAGGUAAAUUGCCUCGAUUUUAAAUAUCCGUAUUUAAAUGCACACUGAACACUAAAUCCUCCAUGGUGCUAUUGGAAACGAUAGUGGAAAACUUCUUUAUUGCCGUGUCGCUCUGGGUCGAUUCUCGACGCGAUCAUCUUUUUUCUUGAUUUGGCAUUAGAAACAAAAAAUCAUAUUCUCAUAUUCUAAUGUUCAUAAUAUGACAAAACUUCAAUUUGAAAGAAAAAUUAUUUUUAAGCCAAAAUCAGGAGGUCAGUGCCAUUAAACACAGACUUGUUAUGUUACAGCCAAAAAUACGUACUUCAUUUUUAUUCUAAUUAUGAUAUGUUUUAGUAUGUUCAAUUGUAGUUCUAUUUUAAAAAAAAAAAAAGUUUAUUUUGAAAGAUUUUAACUAUUAUACUAAUAUUGUUAUGAACUGAUGAUUUUAAAUGAAAAACAGCAUGUUUUAGUGUGUUCUUUUACUUGAGCAUGGAUUAAUCCAUGUCACAUUUUCUAAAUAUAUUGACAGAUUUAAUCACUUUCAAAAGAGUCCUCCGUUUUUUGGUAAAAAUAAGUACCCUCUAAAUUGCGUAUACUACCCCCAGACAGGGAUAUUUUUGUCAAAUCCCUGUACCAGUAUUGCAAAAUAUUUGAAGGUAUGUUUGUAAAAAUGUUUAAUUCAACUACUUUGAGUAGAUGCUCGCUCUCUACAAGCUGGUCAUACUGCGAUGAUUGUAGUUGGAGCAUUUAAACAUAGCAAAAAGAAGCCAUGAUGUUUAAAUAUUUUAGUUGUUUCUGUUUUUUACUGUUUUGUCGUAUGGUAAAGAGGGCUUUAUUAAAUAUAUUUUUUAUCUUCUUAAAUAUGUAUGUAUAGGGAAACAAGGAUUGAUUUCAAUCAUUAAAUGUUUAUUUCCUCUUUUAACGUUUCUGCUGCUCUUGAUUAUAAAAACUCGGUAAGUACAAAAGGGUAAAGUGAAAGUAAAGGGUAAUGGAUAGUAUUUUUUCUCCACUUGACGGUGUAAUAAUCUUAGUUGGGGAGCGAAAGAAGAGGUUUGUUUUCUGGAAAUUCUGUCGUACUAUCUUAGUAUGUGCAUAGAUAGUUUUAACGUCAUACACAGUUUCUGAUUAUUCACUGGCCAGGGGUGUUGUAAAAUUUGUAGGCAAUCAAAAAUCCAAUAGUGCUAAAAUAUAUUUACACUUUUUUACAUACAUUUAAAAUU